GAUAGCACUUCCUCGACUCACUGGUCUCUAUCUCUAGCAACUAUCCCUUUUUCCAGUCAAGCGCCAUCUACACCAACUAAACUCAGUGCCAUUUGGGGCCAUCAGACAAGAAGCAGGAUACAACGGUAUAUCCUGCAACGCGCAAACGUUUUGGUAGUUAAAAAGUACAUAUUUUCUAAUUACUUGGUGCCCCAAAAAGAGCUAAAAAAUAAACACUAGCUGUAUUAUAACACGAUAAAAAUGUUUUAAAUUUGUGCAAAUAAACAUCAUGUAGAAAUCAAUCCAAUCUAAUUUGUGGACUGUUCAAUUAAAGUGGGCUGAUACAUUUCGAAAAAAGGCAAAAGACAACCUAAAGCGAGUGAAAAAAAGGAAAAGAAAAAAAAAAGAAGAAAAAUUUGGAAAAUAUUCGACUAUACUUUUCUUCCUUUCUUGAUUUUUGUUUUUGUUGUUGUUUUAAAAAAAUCCCUAUCGAUGCUUUUCAAUACAAUACACUAUGAUGAGUUUUGUAACUUUUUAAUCAAAAACUAAAAAACGUCCUCUAUCAAAUUCAAAAAGUGCUGCAUACUUAUGGUAUUCGAAUUUCUUAUUUCUUUCGAAUAAAAAAUAUAUUCCUCGAUAUACCUACGGCGUGUGUGUAUGUUGUAUAUUUUCUAAGAGAUUUUAAUUUAUUCCUCAAAUGUCCUUUUUACCCAUUUUUCUUUUUCCUCCAGUAUCAAAAACGGAUUAAUUUUUGAAAUACCUACAAAAAUACAAAAACGGAAUAUGUGUUAUGAAACAAUGCCGUCAUUCAUUUUUUAAGUUCAAGUUGAAUGUAAAACAUUUCUUUUUGGAAUCUUCCUCGUUUCGUUCAAAGAAGAAACAAAGAAAAUAGUCGUGUAACUAAAACCGUCCCGGGAAUCCUUUUGUUAAGCAGUGAAAAAAAAGAAAAAAGAAAAAAGAAAGAAAAAACAAAUACAAAAAAAAUAAACGAAAAAAGGGAGAGAAAUUUUCUUCUUCCUUGGAAGAAAAUUAUAUCUACAUGCAUGGUUACAAGGAGCCAAAGAGAGCGAGCGAGCAAGAACAUCGGUGAUGGUAAAGAAGGAAAAACGUUUUCAAUUUUCCUUUCUUUAUAUUCUGUUUGCGUGUACUAUACCAUCACCAUCACUAUUUUAACCACUUAGGUAUUGAAAAUUCGCUUUCGGGAGGAUCUGCUUUAGGGUACCUACCACAAAUAAAAUCCUUAUAACUGGAAAACGGAACAAUAAACCUAUUUCUGUUAUACAAACAUGUACAUACAUUUUUUGAAUUCGACGACACACACAAAAUAUAUUUAAAACAAAAUUAAGUCCUUCUUCACAUCCUUUUCGCGUUAAAUAAUGUGUUAAAUGUAAUUUAAACAACGAUCCAAUUUGUGUGUUGUUAUAUGAUACAAAAAAAAGUUUAUUUAAAAACAAACAAGAAUUUAAAAAUACGAUAACAAAAACGAAGUUUGAAAGUUGAAGUUAAAAUUGAAGUUAAAUUCCAAGUUGAUUGGUGUUAUGUCAAAAUGUUCAUUUCUUAAAUCUGUUAUACCUAAAACUACCCUCAAACCAAACAAAAAAGAAAUAGCUACUUAAAUUCACUGGUGUUAUAUAAAUGAUUUUUCUAUGAAAAGAAAAGUUUUUCAAAAUUGACCAUCAGAUUACAUUUUAUCUAACUAAGUGUGAUAUGAUAAGGAUAACUAACAAAUUAAAUUUUAAAUUAAGAGAAAAUGAUUUUCGAGCUAUUAAAACCUUAAAAAUUAGUAAAAUUGUAAAAGAAAAGUAAUUCGAAAAAAAAAAUGUUGAAUUCAAGGUGAAACGAGAGUGGAUUACAAUUUUUCUCAAUUUUCCAAAUCGGAACGAAUGAGAGUGUGAAACUAAAAGUUACCGACAACUAAAAAAAAGAAACCUAUGUUUGUAUUGGAAAAAAGUUUUCUAUGUGUUUGUGUUUCGGGUAGGACAAGAUACGGAAAAAGUUCCCUGUACUAAAUUUUUCUUAUCUUGUAUAACAGUUUAGUUUUCCAAUUUUUUUUCUAGUGUUUUUCAUCAUCAUAGAGAAGUUUUUUUUCGAUUCGAAUAAAAUAGAAUUAAAAUAAUGAAAUGCGAAAAAGUGUACUAAUUAAUUUUCAAAUGAAAAAAGAAUUGUGAGUUUUGGAACCUUAUUUGCAAAAAUACAGAUAAAGCGAAUUACAAUUACAAACAAAAAAUAAAGUUAUAAAUAAACGAACACACGUUUUUGGGAUAUGUUAUUGGAUUAAUUUUCUAAAUUCUUCGAUUUUCUUUGGAUUUCUCUGUCGAUUGUGGAUACGAUAUCAAGCAGCGAUUGCGAGUGUACCAGUACCUACACAUACAUAUAUAUACGAGAGGUCCUUAUUUUUAUUCAAUUCAUUAUUUCUUGAGGGCUUGGUACAACAACAAAACACAAAUCUUAUCUCAACAAAAACGUAUAACUUUUAUGUAAAAAAUCAAACUCCGAAGAAAUGAAGAAACAUAAAGAUGAACUAACUCGAAAAUGUAUUGAAUAUUGUGCCACCUUCUAAGGCUCUAGAAAAUAGAAAAUUCUAUUAAAUCGCGUGGGAAAGUAAACAAAACAAAAAGAAAAUAAAACUAAAACAUAAAACUUUGUUUAAGAGAAAAAGAGUUGUAAUUUUUAAUUUUUGAUAAAAAACAUCGGACGAAAAAGGAAUAAAUAUUGCGAUAGAGAAAAACUGUGAAAACAGUGCUGCAAAAUACCACAAACAAAUUUAAAUGAUGAUGGGGCCAUGAGCCCAUCAUAUCCACUAAUCAAUUGGAGUCGCAAGCGCGUCUCAAGCGGGCCUGCACCAUGCUAGCACCGCCGAACCCGAGGUCAAUAUGCGGCCAGGACCCGGGCUGGUCGUGAUGGCGCUUGCGUUUAUUUCGGGGGCUCGGCGUGGCAGCACCAGCACCAGUCAACAAAAACACUCAUCGCUAACAUCUUCGUUGUCGUCAUCGUCACUGUCGUCCUCAUCGUCAUUGUCUUCUUCGUCGUCUUCGCUAUCGUCGUCGCCGAAGUCAUCCUUGUUGUUGUCCCCGACGAGCGAAUAUCAUUACUAUCAGCAAGAGCAGCAUCUGCCACCUGAGCAGCGAACUCGUUCAAAUCGUCAUCCACCCUACUCCUCCUCGUCAUUGGCAUCUUCGUCUUCGUCCUCCUCAUCAUCUUCAUCCUCAUCAUUUGCGUCAUCGUCUUCUCUUUCUUCAGAGUCAUCUUCAUCAGCCUUGUCCUCUUCGUAUUCAUUGUUUCAUUCCUUGGGAUCAUCUGGCACAUCAUCCGACGCAUCGCUGCAUCCUUCGUCUUCGUUAUCGUCCGACUAUCGAAACACGUUUACGAUUUACAAUUACGAUCGCAAUAACGACGAAAUCGAACAGAAAUAUCGCUUCGAUAAUUUCAAGUUAGACAAAGUAAGUUACGUUAACGUCGAGGAUUACGGUGAGAAUACUGAAGAAAUUGGUGUAAUCGGCGGACGUAGUGGUGGUGGAAGUGGUGGUAGUAGUAGUUGGAGUGACGACGCAACCGAGUACGACGAUCGGGAACAGGAUAGUGAGUUCUUCCCCGGAAGCGUACCUAGUCAUAGUCACAUAUUCGAAAGCACCAGUUCUUUGUCACGUGUAAAUCCUUGGUUAUCAGCUUGCGAUCUGGCGCAACCAAGUUCAGCUCCGGAUCUUCAGGGUCAGUGCACGGCUGGCUCGCUGCCCGUGGCAUGGGUAGAUGAAGGUCCUGGCCCGCCAACGUGUCCAAUGUCUUGCGAACAAUUAAGCUUAGAAAAUAAAAAUAAUUAUAAUAGUAAUACUAAUACUAACUCUUAUAACAUUAAUAUUAAUUAUAACAAAUUACAUAAUUAUGAUAAUAAUUAUUUAAUAAAUUUGAAUAAUAACAAUAAUUUUAAUCCAGUUCAUAAUAUUAUGUCGAAAGUGCGAAGAGAAAUUGAUGGAACAUCAACAGCGGCAGUGAGGCCUGUGAAGAUAGCAACGAUAACACAAAAUAAUGGUGCGGCUUCUGCCAAAAGGACAUCCUCUUCUUCACAAUUAACGACGAUAAAACCGCCUGGAGUAGUAGAACGAACAACUGCUACCGUAUCAACAGCCUCAAUAAAUGCAAAUAAAAUGGUAGCUGACAAAACUGUGGAAACAAGAUAUAAACACCAUCAGCAGCAGCAGCAUCAACAUCAGCAUAAGGAUCACAAUAACGAUCCAAAUCAAGACAUUAUGCAAAAUGAUGCACACGCAAAUGCAAAUCCAAAUCCAAAUGCAAACGCAAAUGCAAACGCAAACGCACAGUCCUCGUCAACGUCGACGCAAGAUCAUCAUUAUAACUAUAAUAAUUUAGAUAAUUAUAAUAAUAUUGUUAAAAAUAAUUUAAAUAAUAGAAAAAAUGUUAAUAAUUAUAAUAAUAUAAAUAAUAUAAACGAUAACAGCAACCAAUUCAACCAAAACCAACAACAACAACAGUGCCUUGAUUAUUUGGGCGAUAAUGAUGACUCUAGUCCUACACAAUUAUGUAAAAAUUCUCGAAGUGAUUUAGAUAAAAAAUUACGCCAUCUACGUUUGAAGCAUUGUUGUGAGCGUACCGUCUUAAGUGCCCUGCAUACGAUUGCCCUAAAUGUAACACUGGGCGGUGGCCCUCAAUGUGUUCGAAUUUUAACCGAUAUUUUGGAUUUGGACUCAUUAGCCACUCGUAUCACAUGCGAGCUAGCUGAAAUUUUAUUUCGCUACGAUUGUCGGCAAAUAUAUUCACUGAUACAUCAAUGCAAGGACUGUAAGGAGGCUUAUCGUCGCUGGGUAUGCAGUACACUAAUACCAUACUUUGCGGAACAUAAUUCAGUCUCCAGCAAAGACUCAGCAACCACAAAAACAACAACAAAAACAACAUCGAAAUCAACAAACAACAAUACAAACAAUAAAAAGCAGCAUCAAGAAAAUAAGGAAAAAGAACAGGAGCAGCAACAGGAACAGGAGCAGGAACAGGAACAACAAGAAGAGCAACAACAUCCCGAAGAUCAGGCUCGAUAUGGUUUAAACGAUAAUGAUAACGAUGAGAAUUUCAAUAGAGACAGAUUUCAGCAGGAUAGUCUUAGUAUAUAUGACGAUGAUGAAUUUGAAUCAAUUGAGUCUCCACAUAUAUCAAAAUUGUCAUCAUCGACGUUGUCAAGGAAAUCAUUGACACCAUCAGGACAACAGCAUCAACAAUAUCAACAACUAAAACAACAACAACAUUCACAACAUCUGAUUACAAAAAGAGCUGACAAAAUUAAUACAAAUUGCAAACAAACGAAAUCGAAUACAAAAAUGACGAGCACAAUUGACGAGCAAAAAAGGAGCAGCUCUCGUCAAAGAGAAGAUUCCAUAUCGACUGCCAAUAACAAGGAUCCAUGCGUAGAGGGUCCAGUGAUAUCAAGGCUUUUAACAAGAACGAAAAGAAAAAUAGAAUUUCGAAAACGAAGAAGAAUACGACCAUGUCGUAGUGUGUGUGAGACGGUAGAACAAAAAUGUCCAUAUUUGCUUCCGGGUGAUCGUGCACCAGCCUAUCCGACACAGUAUGCAGGAGAACCGACAUUUCUUUGUUUGGAUCAAAAUAUUCCUGAAACGGGUGAACAAUUAUUUAAAUCUAAUCAUGGCCCACCAGAAUGCUGUUACCGUUACUGUGAUCCGCCUACGCAUGGCAUCUGUAUAUACUGUGAUGACUUCGAUGAUGGCUCGGGGAGAAGAAAUUCAAAUACAACAGCUGCUGCCAAUAACAACCUGCGAGAUACCAAUGCGACCUUAAAAGAACGACUUGCGCCAUUUUCGUCAGCAACAUCGCCAGGCGAUCAAAAUUCUUCUGGUGGUUCUUCGAGUUCGAGUUCAAGUUCGAGUUCUUCAAACGCAACAAACACAACAACAACAGUAACAAAAACUAGAAGUAAUGCAACUUCAGUAGCUAGUAUCGCUGAUCUGGAAAAGCUGCCGUAUUAUGCUUACUCGGGCCUUGUAUACUAUUAUGAUGACAUCAUUGACCUGCCGAGUGUUCCGGUUGUGGAAUGUCAACCGGUUGCAUCAACAACUAGUCGCUGUACGAUACCAUAUUAUGCGUCAUCGGCGGCGACUAGUUACGAAAAAGGCAGCUUAAGAUCACAGCGAUUCGUUUUACUAUGGUCAUCAAUUAUUUGUUUUUUAGUUCAGAACAAUAUCCUAGUAACUGUACAUAUUCCAAAUGAUAGUAACUAUCGUUUUUAUUAUUACUGUUGCUAUAAUUUAAAUGACUGGUGGAGACGGUUAAUUGGGCUUAUAAUGAUAAUUAUAAGUUUAUAGUUGUAAAAUAAUAAAUUAGGAAAUAAAUUAUAAAUGAAACAGAAACAAAAACAGAAAAUUAAAAGAAGACAAAUGGUAAAGGAAAUGUACAGGAAGAUGAUUCUGAAAAGAUAAACCUUAAACUUACUUAAAAUUGAUUAAUUUUUUAGUUUUCUAAUUAAGUUUCUUUUAAAAUAUAUAGAUUUUCUAUUAGUGAUUUUUCAUUUUUAUUAACAAAAUAUGUUGUUUUUAAGUAUUUUAAUCAUUAAUUUACUGUUUUUUUAUUAUUAUAUGAUCCUUAAUUUUUGUAACGUCUCUUAAGAACCUGUAAAAAUUAAAUUGCUCUACAUUUAAAUUUUAAGAAACGGAUAACUUCUAAACACUUCACUCACAGAAGAUAUUGUUUAACUCAAAAGAAAGGCGUACCUAUUGACACUUCAAAAAAAACAUAAACGAUGAAACAAUAUGCUAAAUUUGUUCGGUGAGAAGUUUCACAUUAAUUGUCAAUUGGCAAAAUUUAUUGAUUUGUUUUGUUAGCUGUUGUAUUUCCUAAUUGCCAAAUAUACUGCCAUUUAAAACAGUAUUUCCAAUAUCGUCAAGAAAAUUGGAGAAUCCAAAUAUUUAACAAGAAAUAAGUCCUACUAAAAUCCUAAGUUCAAAUUAUCCUGAUAAAUGUUUACUGAUUUUAAUUCACUAAAUUGUAAACGUUUUAUUUAUAUUUACUGAUAAGUAAUAGCAUUUUACAGUUCACAAGAUAAACAGUUCAAUCAAUACAGUCGUCUUAAAUUUUAGUUUAUCGUUUAUGUAGACUUAAAAUGCUUUGUUUUGAACUACAUUAUUUUCUCUGUGAUUGAAAUUGAUAAGACUCAAUUAGAAGUACUUUUGACAAAUGUAAGAAUCUGAAAUCUUAAUGAAAGAAGUUCUGCUGUCAAACCUUUUAAUUUCUUUGCAUUUGACAUUUUGAAUUUUAAGUUAUUAAUUAUAAUUGUCCUUCUUCAAUAUUUUCAAAUAACAUAAUUUCAAAAUUCUUCCUUCUGCCACAACUUGAGGUGACUGGUUUGUAGAAUAUCUGUCAUAGCAUAGCUAAAUAAACUUUAUACUGCCAACAACUUAGUUUUAAAGUAAAAGUAAAAAUUAAAAAAUCACAACAAACAGUAUGUAACCUUAAAAAAAAAAUAUUAAAACCGUAAUAAACAAAAAUAACUUCUUUAAAAGUUUAAAUAUUACAAAUUAAUGUUAAUACAAAAAUGCAAUUCUCUCAAAAUAUAAAACAAAACAAACGAAAAUACCUUUUAUCCUUUUAUUUUAAAAGCAAGUUUUUGUACAUUUAUUUUUAAUUGAAUAUAAAUAAAAAGAAAAACACAUUGAAAAUUUAAAAUAGUCAUAUCAGCACAAAUAUUUAUAAAUUUAUGUUAUAAAACAACCCAAAAACCCAAGACUAUUUUUAAGCCCUUGAAAACAAACUGUUACGCUGCUGGCAGCCUUUUUGUUUUCUUGAGUGAAAAAUAUUAUUUUUUCUAAGUUUUUGUCAGUAAUAUUUUUCAAUUGGUUAUUUAAUUUUAUAGAUGAUUUUAAUUUAUUUAAUUGUAUUCCUUAUACAAAAUUAACAGGACAGAUCUUUUCACAAAAACCAAAACAAUUUUAAUUUUUAAUUUGUACAGAAACUAAUUAAAUAUAUUUAAGAACGAAAUAUAAAUAAUAUAAUAAUAGCAUAAUAAUAAUAAGCAACUAUCUCCAAAAAAGAAACACUAAAAACAAAAAAUUGAGAUACAAAAAUUUCGUUCGUUCAACGGGAGAAUUGAAAUUUUAAUUAAUUUUUAAGUAGCACAUUAAAAUGAAUUAUAUAUUAAGGUAAUUUUUUUAGGAAAAAAAUCAAAUAUAUAUUAAUAUUCAUCAAACUUAAUUUUAAAAAUAUAAAUAAAUGAAAAUAAUUAAUCUAAUAAAAGUUACGUUAACAUAAUAAAAACAUAACAGAAUACAUAUUAAUAUUUUUUAGAAUUAUUAAUAAUUAAGUCAAAAAAUUAAGACGGGCGAAGAUGGAAAUUUAAAAUGAAAAGAAAACAAAAACAAUUUUAAGAUAUUAUUCUUGAACAAAAAGAAGUAUAAACAAAAAUAAAAGGAAAUAGCCGGACAUAAUUAUUUAAGUUUCUAUAUUGUUGUUUUAAACAACACUUUACUAUCUUUUUUUGUUUCAUUUAGAUAAAUACUAAAAAAUAACUAAUAAGAAAAAAAAGAAAAAAAAUCGUUAUAAAUUGCAAAGAUGGAAGUAUUUUUAAUAUUUAUAAAUGUAAGACAUUGUAGAUAUAUUAAAAAAAAAGAAAGUAAUGCAAAAACAUAACAAAUAGCUGACAAAUAAAUUCGAUGACAGAUUCAAUUUAAAACAAAACAAACAUGUGAAGAAAAUUAAGUAAACUAAUGAUUAUCUAUUAAAACAACAGAUUUAUGAAUUUCAUCGCAACAAUAUAAGAAAAGAAAAAGAAAAUAAUGGUGUCAUGUUUUUUUGUUUUUUUUUUCUUCUUUUAGCUUUUACACUUUGUUAUAAACAUUUUCAUAUAUUUUAAAUUAUUUUUGAGUUUUGAUUUUAGAAAAAUAAUAUUGCGUAAACACUAUAAUGGUAUCAAAUUUUCUCCAAUAUUUUACGAUGAGUAAAGCACGCAUUUCCUCACGACUUAUUUAUACUCACUUUGAUUUUGUAUUAAUUUUGCUUUACUAUAUCUCAAUGGUUUCGUCCUUAUAGUCCCUUAAGUGGGAUAUCAACAAAAUAAAAAUCUAGCAAACACGUUUAUGCAAUCAGUUUAAUCCUUUUCCAUAUUCAUUAAUCUUGGAAGCAUAAGAUCAUUAUGAUUGUCAUAAUUUGUAUUUCGUUCUGCUGUUUCAUUAACAUAAACUUUUAUAACUAUAAGUACAAAAAUUAGGCUUCAGUUUGAUUGUAUUCAAGAAAUCUCCUUGCUUAAAAAAAUUAAAAGAGUUGAAAACGAACGUCAAAAGUGUUCUUGUUUAAAUUCACAACUUAAGUUCUUCUUUGGAAAUGUUAUUAAAUUCGUCUGCUAAGUUUUUGAAACACAGAUUGCACUUGAUCUUGAUCAGACUGGCACUUAAAUUAUGCCAAUAUUUUCAAAAAUUUAAUUAAAAACUAAUUAACUAUCCUUGAAAACCACUGAGUAUUUAUUUAAUUUAUUUCCUUUUGUUUAAUUUUCACUUAUUAUUUAUUUUGUACAUGCCAUCUUGCAUAAAACUUUUAUUACUUGGCCUUAAACGCAAUAAUAUUGAUCAACAUUUUUAAAGUAGAAUAAAAAAAUCGUAGCGAAAAAAACAGUUAUUUUGUAAAUUAGCGUUAAAAAUAAAAGUGUAAAAUAUAACGAUUAGUCGAUAAAAAUUAUUAAAAUAGUUAACAUGAAUAGUUGCCUAUAUAAAGUACAUAUUUAAGGUACAUAUUUUACCUAUGAUUUAAUUCGACAAAAAGAUUUAAUUAAUUAUUUUAUACUUUAUUAUCAUAACUAUACAUUUUAAACAACAGCAUUUCUAUUUUCAGUUUAAUUUAUUUUGUUUUUAAAAUUAUUUUUAAGUAAAAAAUAAUCGUGCAACCUAAAGUAAUUGAUCUUAUGCAAAUAAUAUUAAGUUGAUAAAUUAAAAACAAAAAUAAUGAUUUCUUAGUGUUUGAUUAAAUCAGAUCAUACGUUUGUCUGAUUCAUCAAAUGUAUAUAAUAUCAUAUUACAUAAUUGUAAUAACAACAAAUAUAUUUAAACAAAAAAAACUAUAAAACCACCAAAUAAUAUAACAAAAAAUAUACUACAAAAUAUGUAAGGGUUUAUUUAUUAUAUAGAAUUGUUGUUGAUUGUAUUAUGUAAUUGUAACGGAUAAUAAAUAAAAACAAAAUUAUUAAAAAAAAAAGUGUUUUCAUAAUUUUUUACUGACAUAUUUCUUUUUUUUUGAAAAAAAAAGAAGAAGAAUAUACAAAUUUAUUAUUUCUUUUAUACAAAAAAAUAAAAUAAAUAAAUUUUAAAGUAACAAAAAAGUGGAAAAUCAAUGUUAUUUUAUACGUAUUUACAUACAUGUAGGCUAUUAAAUGUGUAGACUGGGGAUUAUAAUUUUUAAAUGUUAAAUAUAAAAUUAAAUUUUAUUGAUUAUGUUUUAUGUUCAAGAAAAUUUACGUGUAUCUCAACAAACAAACAAAAAUUAAUAUAGUAUAUCACAUGUGACGUGAAGAAUAUGUACUGUACAUAAAUAUAUAGAGGUAUAUUUAGAAAUCAAAGUUUAAGUAACGAAAUACUAUAACAGAGUUGUGUUUUUCUGGUACACAUUUCUAACUCAUUUUUUAUUGCAAAUAUGUUUUAUUUACCAUAACUGACAUAAUGGAAACAGUGAGUAUGGGAAAUGGGUAUGUAAAAACUCGGCUUUUACUGUCAUUUAUGUUUCAAAACUUAAAUUUCUCCUCAUAUAUUAUUAAAACUGGAAAACACCAAUGCAUACAAGAAAAUUGUCUCUCUUAAAGUUUAAAUUUAAGUAUAAAUAAACAAGCGAAUGAAUCUAACGAAAUUUCCAUGCACAAAUUUUUAUACCCUAAGUAAAAAUAUAUAUAAACUAACAAAAAAACAAAAUUAAAAAACUAAAUAAAACAAAAUCAUUUAUAGAAAAUUCAAAACAACAAUAAAAAGAGGUGUCCUUUUCAUAAAAACGUCUGUUGUUUUAAUAAAAAAUCAUUUAUUUGUUUAACAUUCAGCCGCGGAAGAGUUAAUUAUAAUGAUUAAAAGAAGUCAGCGUAUAACGCACAUAGGUAUUCUAUUAUUUUACAAAAAAAAAAAACAUAACAUUAAAAAAGUUUUAAUAUAAAGUGUUAAACGUAUAUUUAUAAUAAAUGAAAAUCUUUGUAACAAACAAAGACUUGUUAGUAAUUUUAAUAUAGAUCAUGAAUGCUAGAUUUUAAAGGCAACACCAUCAACCUUGGACGCCAUGAAUAACAAAUUAAAUACAAAAAUACAAAAAAAAUAAUAAACAAUAUAAAUCAAAAACAUACAAAUUAUUCGAAGUGUAUAUACAAACAAAAAAACUUCCCUAGACAUUGAAAAUAAAUUUAAAAAAUAAAAUAGUCUUAGACCAUCUGUGUAGGUAAAACUUCAAAUAUCGUGUACUAUUGACUAAAAACUUCAAAUAAUAGUUUAUUUAAAAAAAAAAAACAUAUUGUACCUUUAGAUAAAUAUUAUAAACAACUUCAAAAAAAAAUAAAAUCAAUAAAAAAAAACUGUCAAUAGCAAAACAAAAAUUAAUAUAUAAACAUUUGGCAAGCUAACUUGUAAAAUAUAAUAUACUUAUAAAAAAACUUCGCACUAAAACAAAAUAUUUAUUAAAAGAAAAUAACACACAUUUAAGUUUUAUAAAGUUUUUUAUUUACUUAUUAUGUUUCUCUUAAAUACUCCAUAGAAGUUCUUAUUUAAAAAAAAAAAAAAGAAAAACAACAAAAGACCCACCCUCCUUCUCUUAGUGCACACGUUACAUAUUUUACACUCGAAUUCUGAACAAAUGACACACUUUUAAUUCUUUUUUAUUACAAAACAACAACAACAAAAGUGGUCUAGAAGAUUGAUAUAUUAUGAGUAAAUGAUAAACUGCCCAAUAUGUUUAAAAAAAAAAUAUUGUAAUAAAGAGUAAUUUUUUAAUUUUAAAAAUAAAAAUAUAAAUUUUUAUACAAAACAAUGAAAAAAAAUUAUUAAAAACAAAAAAAUCAACAAAAAAAUGACAAGGAAAUUUUGUAAAAUUGAAAAUAUAUGUUACAAAAAUGUUUUUCUUAUAACAAAAAUAAAUUUUAAAGCAUCAAAAUACACAUUAACAAACUGAAUUAAUUUAAUAGAGACAACAAUUCAAUACCGUCAGAUAUAAAUUUAAAUAAAAAACAAAAUUAUCAACAAAAUAAUAGCAAAAGUGUGCCUGUGUUAUUGUGUGGAUGCUAUUUCUUAAAAAACAAAAUAAAUUUAAAAAAAAAACAGCCGAUAAAUCGUCUUUAUUUUUUGAGUAAAGUGUGAUUGUGUGAUGGGUACUUUUGACAAAAAUAAAAUUAACAAAAUAA
Molecule: messenger RNA, 12346 nt
Organism: Eupeodes corollae
Lineage: Eukaryota; Metazoa; Arthropoda; Insecta; Diptera; Syrphidae
Gene: Mid1
Product: myb-like protein AA
Exons: 6
Coding region: 2853-6305 (1150 amino acids)
Biological process (GO): calcium ion import across plasma membrane
Cellular component (GO): plasma membrane
Molecular function (GO): stretch-activated, monoatomic cation-selective, calcium channel activity
Source: RefSeq, a predicted model, not a curated record